UUUUCACUCUAUGCAACGGAAAUGCACGCAAAGGGGAGCACUCUGCCCGCGGCACCCACCAAGGGCAUGGAAAUGCCUUGGCAAUAAACAAUAGCCGCCUUCCAUCGCGUUGGCUGCCACUGGGCAAGGUCAGUCCCGCUGCGGCAGCGCCUGCGGAUACGGGGGGGAGGGAGGGAGGGAGGGAGGGAGGGAGGGAGGGAGGGAGAGAAGACCCUCUCCUCUUCCCCUCCCUCUUGGCUUCCCUCUGCAUCUUCUCCAUCCCCGCCAUGAGCCCAGGGCUCCUCCGCAGCUGCACUGCAUCAGGGAGAGCCGGCUUCCCGAAGACCAUGGGGAGCUGUCCAAGACCUCGGUGGUGCUGAAAUCCCAGCCGCAUCCGCGCUGCCACUCGCCGUCCAUCUCUUUGGUGCUGAGAUCCAGGCCGCGCUUCCCAGCCGCUGUCCGCUGCCUCCGUGGUGCUGAAACCUGAUUCCGACAUCUUUCCAGCUGCAGCGGGAGGAGGAAGGAGGAGAGGAUGGAGGGCCAAGGCGUCGGGAUGCGCAGCCAUGCAGCCAACGGCUUUCCCUCGUCUCAGCAAGGAUGUUGAACCGUCCUGUCCCUCUACCGCCUGCCCUGUGGGCCACGAAGCCCUCUGCUGCAGUCAUGGAAGAGGAGCUGAAAUGCCCCGUGUGUGGCUCCCUCUUCCGGGAGCCCCUCAUCCUGCCCUGCUCCCACAACGUCUGCCUCCCUUGCGCCCGCACCAUCGCUGUGCAGACCCCGGAGAGCGAGCAGCACCUACCCUCCAUGCUGCACCCACGGGGGCCACCACAAGGGCCGGGGCCUGCUGCUGGACCGGCCUCCCUCGACUAUGACUGCGGGGCUGGUGGAGGCAGUGGAGGGACUGUUGCGGGAGGGGGAGGAGGUGGUGGUGGUGGAGGGGUGGACCACACAGACAAGCUGAGUUUGCACAGCGAGACCGACAGUGGCUAUGGCUCCUACACCCCAAGCCUGAAGUCUCCCAACGGGGUGCGGGUCCUGCCCUUGGUGCCACCGCCUCCUGGCACAGGGCCCGCUGGGUCCACUCCACGGGGAAGUAUUGCCAGCUCCUCGUUGACCUGCCCGCAAUGCCACCGCAGUGCUUCACUGGACCACCGUGGCCUGCGCGGCUUCCAACGCAACCGGCUCCUGGAGGCCAUCGUGCAGCGGUACCAAGCGGCCCGAGCUGCUGCCUCAGCCGCUGCCAAAUGCCAGCUGUGUGACCGCAACCCACCUGAGCCAGCUGCCGUCAUGUGUGAGCAGUGUGAAGUAUUCUAUUGCGCCUCCUGCCAGAUCAAGUGCCACCCUUCCCGGGGACCCUUUGCCAAGCACCGCUUGGUGCCCCCACCCAGCCAGCAGGUAGCUCCCACUGGAGGUGCUGUGCCUGGGGCCAGCGGUGGAGCAGGAGCAGGCCCUGCGGGAGGUGUUAUCAGUGCAGUGAGCAAAGUACCUGGGGCAGCCCGCAAGCCCCCCACCUGUGUGGACCACGAGAUGGAGAACUACAGCAUGUACUGUGCAACUUGCCGGACCCCCGUCUGCUAUCAGUGUCUGGAAGAGGGCAAGCAUGCUAAACAUGAGGUGAAGGCCUUGGGGGCUAUGUGGAAGCAGCACAAGGCACAACUGUCUCAGGCUUUGAAUGGCAUUUCAGAUAAAGCAAAGGAAGCAAAAGAAUUUUUGGUACAGCUGAAAAACAUUUUACAGCAGAUACAGGAAAAUGGCUUGGACUAUGAAGCUUGUCUAGUGGCUCAGUGUGAUGCUUUGGUUGAUGCUUUGACACGUCAGAAGGCAAAACUGCUCACAAAAGUUACAAAAGAGCGUGAACACAAGCUAAAGGUUGUGUGGGACCAGAUAAAUCACUGUACUUUGAAACUGCGUCAGUCUACCGGGCUAAUGGAAUAUUGUCUCGAAGUUAUCAAAGAAAAUGACCCAUCUGGUUUUUUACAGAUUUCAGAUGCUUUAAUCAAACGUGUUCAAGUGUCUCAGGAGCAAUGGGUCAAAGGAGCUCUGGAACCUAAAGUAUCGGCUGAAUUUGAUCUAACUUUGGACAGCGAUCCCUUGCUGCAGUCAAUUCAUCAGCUGGACUUCAUUCAGAUGAAAUGUAGGGUUUCGCUUUCAGUGCCACCAGUCCCACUACUGCAGCUGGAAAAGUGCUGCACCAGAAAUAACAGCGUGACCCUAGCCUGGAGGAUGCCACCUUUCAGCCACAAUCCAGUUGAAGGCUAUAUCUUGGAGCUUGACGAUGGAGAUGGUGGACAAUUUCGAGAAGUGUAUGUUGGAAAGGAGACCCUAUGCACUAUUGAUGGCCUUCAUUUCAAUAGUACUUACAAUGCAAGAGUCAAAGCCUUUAAUUCAUCAGGAGUGGGCCCUUACAGCAAGACAGUUGUUUUACAGACUUCUGAUGUGGCUUGGUUUACAUUUGAUCCCUGUUCGGCCCACAGGGACAUAGUCCUUUCUAAUGACAACCAGACAGCAACUUGCAGUAGCUAUGAUGACCGUGUUGUCCUGGGCACAGCUGCUUUCUCAAAGGGAGUCCACUACUGGGAACUGCAUGUAGACCGUUAUGAUAACCACCCAGACCCAGCCUUUGGAAUUGCGAGGAUCAACGUUGUCAAGGACAUGAUGCUGGGCAAAGACGACAAGGCAUGGGCAAUGUAUGUUGAUAACAAUCGCAGCUGGUUCAUGCACUGUAAUUCUCACACCAAUCGGACAGAAGGGGGUGUUUCUAAAGGUGCAACUGUGGGCGUUCUACUGGACCUCAACAAGCACACCCUGACAUUUUUCAUCAAUGGGCAGCAACAGGGUCCUCCGGCAUUUGAAAACGUGGAGGGUGUCUUCAUGCCUGCAUUAAGCCUCAACCGAAAUGUGCAGGUGACUCUGCACACAGGACUCGAGGUACCUCAGACUGUAAGACCACCAAAGUUGCCAAGCAAUUGAGCUUCUGUUUAAAUCUGAGCUGGAUUUUAUAACCUUUCUAACUAGCUUUUGGCAAAAGUCAGUUUUAGAAAACAUCUGUAAUUUAGAGCAGAGUCAACAUUGGUUAUCUGAUUUGGGUAACCCAGUGGAUUUUUUAAAAAAUGUCAUGCCUCAUAAGUUUUUACAUUUGUUUUAAUUGCUUUGAAAUCCCAAAAUGUUCUUAUCUGUACCACUGUGUAAAACCUAAUUGCCUAUCCAAAAAGUUAUCACAGAUUUUUGCAAUCUAUAUGACACAAAUCAGACCAGGUUAAUUGUACUUAAUCUCAAUUUAUUUGAACAGAAGAUAAUAACAAUUAUGUUAACCUUUUUAAAAGUCUGGAUUAAAUCCAUUGUGUCUUCAUUUACUCCAUCUUGGGCUCUGCUUGUGCUGUACCUACAUGAAUUGACUACAAGGCACAUAUUGUAUGUGCUAAUUUUGGGGGAGAAUUUGAGUAUUAUAGGUGAUCCUGCCCCAGUUUAGUUAUUUGGACAAAUGACCCUUGGGUCUUAAAUUCUGCAAAUGUUAUGGAAGAGGAGAAGAGUGGAUUACAUUUCCAUUAACGUCAGUAGUAUAGUUCUCAUGUCUUCCAUGUUUCUUUUGAAAAGCAAUAUAUGCUGUAGUUCUCAAAACAUUCAUCCCAAGGAGACUUCAGCAUCCACACUGGUGCAUCUGCUCAAAAAAAAAGCUCACAAGGCUCUUCUGUAUUUCAUGGGUUGUGACUUGAAUUUAAAGUAGCACUCAAUACACCAUGUUUUAAUCAACUUAAUUUGCAGGCAGAGUAGAUCUUUGUGAGAGAUUAAAAUCCAUUCAUUGAACCACAGACUUGAAGACUUGUAGCACAUGAGGGCCCCACAUCUGCGAGGUGUCAUAGAUCUUUAGCAACCUUAUGAGAUUCUAUGCCUCUUCUUUUAUCGGUGUUUUCCUCAUUAGACUUCUUGUCAUUGUAACACUCAUACUGCCAUUUUCUUCUUUCAUUCUUGCAAAAUGGAUUUGGAUGAACUUUCUCACACAUGAGUAUUUCUUGUGCCAAUCUUCAUGACUUGACUUCCAUACUUAAGGAAAUAUGCAAUAGAAUAUGGGGACAUACAGGAGUUGGUCUUACCUCCUCCUGAACAUUAGCAAAAAUUUCCUGACUGCGAGAGCUGUUCAGCAGUGGAACUCUCUGUCCCGGUUUGUGGUGGAGGCUCCUCCUUUGGAGGCUUUUGAACAGAGGCUGGAUGGCCAUCUACCAGGGGUGCUUUGGAUGCAAUUUUCCUGCCCCUUGGCAGGGGGUUGGACUGGAAUGGAUGGUGCACGAGGUCACUUCCAACUUUAUGAUUCUAUACACCAUAAAACAGCUAGGUGUUCCUAAUAUACAACUAGUGAUAUUUCCUAGUUCUCCACCUCAAACCUAGUUCCAACAGACCUCACUACCUCUGAGGAUGCUUGCCAUAGAUUCAGGCGAAACGUCAGGAGAGAACAUGGCCAUAUAGUCCGAAAAAGCCUACAACAACCCAAUCCUGAAACUAUAAGGAAAUAAAUGAAGUAAAGUACAUGCCAGCAACUUUGCUCUGGAUUUGCUGCAAAUUUUUAAAAUGUCUCUGAGAAAAAUCACCAAAGAGCAGCUUAUUAGAAUACAUGCUCUGAAAUAAUUUUUUAAAAACCAUUUAGACAAGUCCGACGUUUAAGUAGAUGUUCUUUAUCAUUUUACCAAACAGCAUACUUGAGGGGGUUGAGACUGAGUGCAGAUACAUGUUCUUUGUUGGAUUUCAGUCAUAACUUUGAGGUAUUUUUGUAGCCUUCUCAGAUGCCAGCUGAGUAGCUGUGCAUGAAAAAUUUAAUACAUCAUCAUACACUUAAGCUGAACUGCAGUCUCAGGGCCAAACUACACAUUGUGUUAAAUGUAUUAUAUAUUUAAUUAAAAUACACAUAGAAGCUGCUUGGCUGAGGCAGUAUAUGAACAAUUAUUCGUGAAUGUGAGGAAUUCCCACUCAAUGCAAAUAGUAAACUUGAAAGGAGUGGUUUUUUGUUUUUUUUUAAUCAGGGUUGGAGAAGAGAAGAAAGGAGCUAAAUUUACCUUUUGGCUGUGGCAAUGUUAAUAAUUAUCAUGCAUAUCAUGCAGCCGCUCUUUAAAUGUAGAUGUACAUUUAACAUCAUGUUGAGUUUAGUCUUCAGCAGACAGGUCAGACAAUCCUGGUUUUGAAAACUGUGAGACAUGAAACCAGGAAUGAUAACUGAUUGAACACUCUCUGGUCCACUCUAACAACCACCAUGUCAUACUACGCAGAGAAGCCAUAAAAAACCAAAAGUAUGUAGACAAUUGCAACAGAAAGGAGGAAACCAUGAAAAUGAACAAAAUCCGACUACCAGUUUUUUUUUAAAGAAAAAAACCUCUAGAAUCAGGACAGUAAAUAAGGAGCAACACUCAGAAAACAGGGGAAUUUCAAACAGGAACCAAUCAGGGCCAACUAACACCUCCCAACAAAUGAUUCCUCCAGGCAGGAAGCAGCCAGGCUUUGAAGCUGCAAGGCUAUUUAAUGCUAAUUAAGAUGGCCAAUUGCAACAUUCACACUUGCCUCAAACAGACAAGAGUUCUUUUUCCCACCCUGGACAUUCCACAGAUAGAUAGAUAGAUAGAUAGAUAGAUAGAUAGAUAGAUAGAUAGAUAGAUAGAUAGACAGACAGACAGAACCACUCGCUCAGUUUCCAACAGACCUCACAACCUCUGAAGAUGCCUCCCAUAGAUGCAGGCAAAAUGUCAGGAGAAAAUGCUUCUGGAACAUGGCUGUGAAGCGCGGAACACUCACAGCAACCCAUUUUGAUUCCACUUUAUAACUUCCAUUGCCUCAUCCUAUGGAAUCCUGGCAUGUGUGAUCUAGUGAUGGAUUUAGAAUUCCCUAGUGCACUCCCUUGAACAUUAGAGAGCAUCAGCGCUCUUUACAAAUCCCGUGAUUCCCUAGGAUGGAGCCAGGACAAUUGAAGUGGUAUGAAAUUGAUCCAAUUGCCAAGAUUUGCACACCAAUACCAGUGCUCAAAAUGAGCAGAGAAGUGCUUAACCCCAGAGUUCAUAAAUUAUGGAGCUGGACAAGAUUGUCUAAACUGAGCUAUCAAUGAAUAAACUGUGGUGGGUUGGAAAGUAUCAGCAACACCAUAGAACCAUAAAACAGAGUACAUAUAAGUCAAAUUAUAAUAGACACAUACGUUAUUUAAAGAAGCAUCCAAGAAAGGAUAUAAUAACUCAAUACCAUGGCUGUACUCUCCUUAAGCACAUAAAGUAAUUGCAUGCUUAAUUUUAAGCAUGUGAAUAAAUAUGGUUUUUAAAUAGAUUUUAAUUUUAAAAUUGUAGUACACCCACAAUGCACAUUACAAACAUAUACACAUACAUGGCACGUGAAUAACUGUUGAAUUAAGGUCGAAUUUACUCAGUCAAGAAGAUACUUGGCACAAUCCCAUUCUUUUCUCAUUUUACAUCAUUUCAUAGAACUUCUUUUAUCUUUAUUUGCCCUUCUAAUCAUGUUAUUUAGAUAUAUCACUAUUUGUAUAAGCAGACAUUCAUGCACCAGUAAAUAUGUAUGGCCUUGCUGUUGAAUACUACCAAACAUCCCAUAUUAUGUAUCUGUUGCUGAGCUGCAAGAUUUCAGACUGCAGGUGAAGGAGAGAACGCUCAUUGUAUGUAUAAAGAGAGAUAGGCCUUUCACAUCCAAAUAUUAUCUGUCAAAAAUCAGAUAAACACCUGUCUGGAACUUCCUUCCAGAGAUACUGGUUAUAUAAACAGUAUUUUCUUUGCUAUGCCUGAAGUCUGAAAACAUAUACCGCACAAGAUUUUGGCUUAUCUCUUUUAGCUCUCUGCUUGUUCUUGGAUUUUGUACAUGCUAAAACAAAGGGCGUAAAUACCUUAAAGGCACGAGAUCCUGUUUGCUUUUGGAAGCUAGGCUGCCAAUGAAUUACGAGGUUCAGUCAGCUAUAUUUCAGAGGAAGGAACAGGCAAAACAACCUCUAUUCCUUGCCUUCUAAAGCCCCAUGAAAUUCAUAGGAUCACCAUAGAUUUACCUGAAGGCACAGACAUGCAAAAAUAAACAGAAUGCUAAAAAAACUAAAACGAAGCUUGCAAAUAUCAAAUCUAGCUUUCUAUAUCAUAUACAUAAAACACCUCAACAACAGAACAAAAUUUUCCAUAACACAUUUGAGGAAAGAACUUGGGGCAAUUAGAUGCUAAUUGAAGGCAUCUGUAUCAAUACUGUGGGGAGGAGGUGUGGCCACACACACACAUACACACACACACACACACACACAAAAUAGCAAAAUCCAUAACAACCGUUGAGCUCUAUGAACUCUUGGUUCUAAUGUGUUAUUACAGAAAUGUAGAAAUGAUGAUGAAAACUGAGAUAAGAAGAGGUCAAAUCAAACAUCUUAAUAAAUUCCCCAGGAUUUAUGGGGGGGAAAACAUAGGACAGCACAAGCAUAGACUAAGGCCCAUUGACACUGGCGUUAUAACGCAGAUUGAACUGCAUUAUAUGGUCACUGUAGAGGCAUAUAAUCCAGUUCAAUGCAGUUAAACUGGGUAACAUGAGUCUACACUAACCAUAUAAUGCAGUUCAAUCUGCAUGAUAAUGCCAGUGUCGAUGGGGCUUUAGGCAGACCCAUUGUAAGCAUCCAUUGUGCAAGUCAUACAUUUUUCCUUAUCUGACUAUAUCCAUGACCAUAAGAGCAUGUUCUGCUGAGUAUAACUGUGUGGUUUCUUUUUGAGACAGAAACUGAAUAUGAUGUACCUACAUAUUUGCCAUGUUUAUAUCAUCACUGGGGUUUUCAGAUUGGGAUUCACACAGUGUAAGCUACAUGAAAACCUUUUGUGUGAGCUGGCCCAAAUGCAUUCAUAUCAGAGCACAUGCCAUUUGAGAACCCUUAACAGGGCAAUGAAAUGUAAGAUAAUGUCACUUUUAUGUAACAUCUUUCAGCAUGUCUCCUCCAAUAAUACAAGAUGGGAGCUUCUUUGUAUACUGGAUCAGGCAAAGAAAGGUGAAUGACUGAUUUAACUGAACAGAAAAGGUUUUCUUUUUCUUCCACUGAUGGAAAAACUCUUACCCUAAGAGAAAGCUUCUUUUUGGGAGGGAAGAAAUAUUUGGAUGCACCCUGUGAAAAAGAAUAAUAUCCUCUCUUAUGCUUACAAGCAAAGGUGCUUUAACAAAAGAUGUAGCAAUUUUUUCUUAUGGGUCUGAGUAUUAUUGAUAGUUCUAACAAGUAAUGCAAUGAGUCCAUACUUUGUUUGGUCUACUAAUAGGAUACAGACAGUGAUAUUUGAUUUUUUAAAUUUUUUAUAACUGUGAUAACACUAAAGACUGCAAAGAAUGUUAUUCUCUCUCUUAAUGUUCUUAAUUGAAAUGGUCAUAUGUUUGUUUGGGUUUUAUGGUGACAAAAAAAGUAGCAGGGCUUGCUUCACGUCUACCUCACUUUAGCCUGUUCACUGUGAACUUGACUUGUAUGAACCUAGAACGUGCAGCUAUAAUCCUGACUUGGGAAGUUCUUCAUAGGUCAGGAUGUACGUAGCAGUAAUUUCAAAAAGGCUCGAGAGCUGUUCUACUUUAUAGGUAAGGGUCGCAGUCACAGGGAAAGUGAGUAUUGGACAUAAUGAGAUGCAAGAAGCCAAGAGCUUUCUAUUGAGGGUUCAGAGCCAAAGUCAACCAGAAGUCAAUCUGAGCCAUAUUGUAAUACAGUGUGUCCUGCUUAAACUGCAUGGGUAUCUCUGGUGAAUUUGAGCUUUGUUUAAAUUCUUAUGCCAGUUUGACAUAAAAAAGAUCUAUCUGUUUAUUUAGUAUGGGUAAAACAACAUUGUAUGUCUUAAAAGUGUAGCAUUCUUUUCCUCCUAGUCACUUAAAUUCUCAGUAUUCAGUUUUAAAAAGGAUUUGGAACAACUUUUAUAACCCGCUGUAGAGUUCUUUUUUGACUUUUUUUAAAAA
Messenger RNA from Anolis sagrei ordinatus, 8898 nucleotides. RefSeq names its product tripartite motif containing 67 (gene TRIM67). The record is from RefSeq and is a predicted model, not a curated record. Gene Ontology annotation, cellular component: cytoplasm. Gene Ontology annotation, molecular function: protein binding; zinc ion binding. NCBI's taxonomy places the organism in Eukaryota, Metazoa, Chordata, Lepidosauria, Squamata, Anolidae.